AAUUCAGAGUGUGUUCAUUGGCCGUCGGGAAAAUACGGGUUACCUAAAGUUACAUCCGGGUGUCCUUCGUCGUAUGGAUUCCGCUGGAGGACUGGAUGGCGAUUUCAAGACACAAACAGCUAUUAUUCAAAUAACAGAAAGUCCGAAGAAUUUCACCUUGAUGGAGAAGUGGACAACAAAAAAGUAAACAGGUCGUUCUGCAUUAAAACGAAUACAGUCAACGACCUCGAAAACAGUAGGCCUUCCUGGCCCUCAGGUUAGCAAAUUUCUGCUGGUACAUUCCUACAAGAUAACAUGAUAUUUAUUGAACACAGAAAUGAAAGUAUUUUGUAUGCGGAUAAUUUCUUUUGCUUCAUCUUCUUUUUUUUUUCGUUAUGUGUAGCACAAUUUAAUUAGAUGUUUCAUAAUCCAUUUUAACUUAUUUUUCAGUUUGCGCGGUUUCCUUCGUUCUUUUUAGGGGAAUAUUUUACAUAACCCCUCAUUACUCUUCACUGUCUGAAAAGUUGGUGGCGGCUUUCUUCAAAUAUAUAUAUUUUUUGUUUUAUUCUUUUGUUUACUUCUUCAUCGCCUUACCGUAAGGAUCAGUUUGCCGUUUCAUAUUUUUCUACAAGUUUAAUUGUACUGAUCCAGGUCUAAAACUGGGAGAUCCGGCACCACUCAUUGGUUUGUCGCUGUGGACUUGCCGACAUUUUAUAUAUUUUUUAUUGUAACAGGGGUGUGCGGGGCUGAAAUGAACAAUAGCUGAAAACAAUAACAAAACAAUUCAAUAUAUAUUUCCCCUGCUCCUAUUCCCCCGGUCAUAUUCCCCUCGACAUGUUUAACCAUCCCAGUAAAACAACAGGAGUCAGAAUUUUGAAUUUCGGUUUAAUGAACUUACCACAUUUUCGUGGACUUCAUUUUCUUCGUUGGCAGUUGUCACAGAGCAAUGCUCUUCAAACUAAAAAUUCGCAUCACCAGCCGCGUCACUUUUAAACAAAUUUGACAUAACAUCUCCAACGUCUACCUGCGAACAUCCUGGUUUGCAAAGUGACUCGUUGGACGACUGACACAAACUGAAAUCUGUCGCAGUGGGAGGUCCAAAAGAGUUUCCAAAACUGUGCCUUAACGUUAAGAAUACUUUUUUCUCCGAGUCACUCAUCUCUUUUUUGGUAAAACCUACUGCUUGACUACUUCACAAGAAUUGGCCAAUUUCCAUAUUUUAGAAUUCAACCUCAAACAAUUCGAGGCUCUUGGGAAUAGGCACCUCUAAAGAAUUAAUUUAAAGCUUUUUGCUUUAGGAAAACUCACAAGUUAAAAAGAAGCACGUUAUUUACCUGUCCCUCGGGGAUAUGUGAUAUACUCACCUGGUGCCGCCCCGAAGGGGCAGCCCGAGGGGCGGUACUAGGUGAAUAUUCCAUACCCCCUCGUUCCAGGUAAAUAACCCUUACUAAAUUUCGUUAAUACGUUUUUUCCUGACUAAAUUAAUGAAACUGAUUUCUAGUAAUUGGAAACAAAUAUUGUUACGUUUCUCAAGAAAGUUUACAAUUUAAGGCGGGGCAUGCAACGCUUUAUACUCUUAUUUACAUCUUAUCCUCUCUAUAGGUAAAUACUGUGUUUACAAGAAAGGUUUACUGUGCCCGACAGGGCUAACAAAUGGUUUUGUUUACUGGGAUGAUGCUGAUGAUGAUGACGACUACUAUAAUUUGAACAAAAAAGGUGGAAUACUUCCUUCCGGCAGAUAUGAAGGCGGUGAUACAAAAAUAAAGUUUUGCUGCAAAACAGACGGAAAUAAAAGUGAGCCAAUCCUUCUUCCCACUGAACUCCCAUUUUUUCUGUUGGCUUACGGAUCAAAGAAAUGUCAAAUGGUCAAAUGGGCGAUAGCGACCCCGGAAUGGAUAUAUUACGACACAGAGGAUAAUCAAAACAUAGACGAUAGGGGACGGUAUUAUCCCUACAAUGCAGGAAAACAACAUCCGACCAUAUAUUACUGUUACUACCGAGGUUAGUUACCCCAUGGCACUGUAGUAAGCUAUCCUAUCACCAUACAUCCAUGAAAUUUUGUAUUAACAUGACAACUGAUUUACUGUCUAUUCAGUUGACCGUCGAAUGCACAGUUAAAAACAAUUCAGCUUUUAACAAUAAUCAACAGAUUUAUGAGGCUAAAAAUCCAAAUUGUACUGUUAAAUUCUUAUUACGCGUCCAUUUUAACUGCUCGACGUUCUCCUAUAAAGGGCGAAAGCCUUAAGGCAAAAAAAGACGUUCAACUCCAUUGCACUUACACUAAACGAAUUUUAAUGUUUGGUACUCGCAGUGAUCCGAUCUACCAGGUUUUUCUCACUUGAAAUUAAUCCUGAACUUGCUCACAUGAGAACAGAGGACAGACAUGAGGUUCCAUAAGGCAUUAACCCUUUCACGUGCUACUCGUUACCUAUCUUUAAGGAUGUAA
Molecule: messenger RNA, 2425 nt
Organism: Porites evermanni
Lineage: Eukaryota; Metazoa; Cnidaria; Anthozoa; Scleractinia; Poritidae
Source: the annotation of a GenBank genome assembly